AUGUGGAAGCUUAAGAUUGCUGAAGGUCAUGGACCAUACUUGUACAGCACAAACAAUUUUGUUGGCAGACAAGUUUGGGAGUUUGAUCCUCAAGCCGGGACCCUUGAGGAAAGAGAAGAAGUUGAAAAGGCUCGCGAGGUUUAUCGGAAAAAUCGAAAACAAGGAGUUCAUGCCUGUGGUGAUUUGCUCAGUCGAAUUCAACUUAUCAAGGAAAGCGGAAUGGAUUUACUUAGCAUACCAGCAGUGAGAGUAGGAGAAAAAGAAGAAGUGAGCUUAGAGGCAGUCACAAGCGCUGUGAAAAAAGCUGUUCUAUUAAAUCGUGCAAUCCAAGCAAAAGAUGGUCACUGGCCAGCUGGAAUUGCUGGUGUCAACUUUUUUACACCUCCAUUGAUCAUUGCCCUAUACAUCAGUGGAACACUUAAUACUAUCCUAACCCCAGAACACAAGAAGGAGUUGCUUCGUUUCCUUUACAACCAACAA
Messenger RNA from Ilex paraguariensis (yerba mate), 480 nucleotides. The record is from the annotation of a GenBank genome assembly. Lineage: Eukaryota; Viridiplantae; Streptophyta; Magnoliopsida; Aquifoliales; Aquifoliaceae.